UGUCUGGGAUUGGGAUCCUAUGAUGAGCUCCAGUCCCGGGGCUUAGACUUCAUGUCUAUUCUCAAGGAUCAGGAGAGGGAAGCAUAUAAUAAGGCAGAGGAGGAGGAGAACAGGGAAAGACAACUGAACAGUUAUGACAGCAAAUUCAAACUUCAAACAACUUCAAUGGAAGAGAGUUUGACCAUUAGAAAUGUAACUGAAGUGGAAAACACAGAACCGAAAAUCGCUGACGAGGACAGGGAAACGGGUUCCGUGUCUAACGAAGUAUAUUGCACAUUUAUUAAGGCAGGCGCCGGACCAUUGCUAUUUUUCACCACUAUUUUAUUUACGAUCAUCGCUCAAACUAUUUAUCACGGAUCGGAUUAUUUUUUAACUCAAUGGACUGACAAAAAUCAAAACACGAAUACAUGUGAACAGAACAGGGAUGCGAUUAUCUACUCCUUACUGAUGGCCGCGCUGUUCAUCGCAUCCCUAUUGAGAGCCAUCACAUGGUUUGUAAUGUUUAUGAGGGCUUCUGUUAAUCUCCACAACAGUAUGUUUUAUCGUCUAUUACGGGCCCCGAUGUAUGUGUUUGAAAAUAACCCAGAUGGUCGCAUAUUAAAUCGCUUUUCAAGCGAUCUUGGUAUAAUCGAUGAACAACUGCCGGAAACAGCCUGGGGCGUUAAUUUGGCCCUGACACAAGGUAUCGGUGGAAUAAUCAUGAUUGUGAUCGUCAACCCAUACUUAAUAAUACCAGCAUUUGUCUUAAUUGUAGUGCUCAUAGCAGCUAGGACUAUUUACAUAAAAUCUGCACGAGACAUUAAACGGGCCGAAGGUUUAACUCGGAGUCCAGUGUAUUCACACGUGAGCACUACACUUAACGGGUUGGCCAGUGUUCGGGCCUUUGGGGCGCAGGAAAUGUUUGAAAAACAAUUUUACGUGUACCAAGAUGAUCACUCGGCCACCUGGAUGCUCGACUUGGAUAGUUGUUCUGCAUUUGCUAUACUCAUAGAUGGUCUAUGUUUUGUAUAUAUUGCAAUUAUAUUCGCGGUGUUUAUGGUAUUUCCCGAAAAGUUGGGAGCAGGAGAUGCGGGACUCGCUUUAUCAUCAGCCCUAAUGUUGACGGGAAUGACUGAAUGGGGAAUCCGUAAGUCGGCAGAGAUGGAGAGUGACAUGACUUCAGUCGAGCGCAUCAUUGAGUACUCAAAACUACCGCAAGAGGCGGCCCUCACAGCGCAUGAGAGCCGCAAACCGCCCGCCGAUUGGCCACAGAGGGGACGGAUAGAGUUCAGAGAUGUGAGCCUAUACUACAAGGGAUCGGACGAACCGGUGCUCAAGAACUUGAAUUGCGUUAUAAAAAGUGGAGAGAAGAUAGGGAUCGUCGGACGGACGGGCGCCGGCAAGUCGUCCAUCAUAUCGGCGCUGUUUCGUAUGGUUGAGCCGAAGGGGGAGAUAGUAAUGGAUGGCAUUAACACGGGAUCAAUAGGUUUGCGUGAAUUGCGGUCAAAGAUAUCAAUCAUACCUCAGGAUCCGGUGGUCUUCACGGGAAGCGUCAGAAAAAAUUUGGAUCCUUUCGGCGAAUACAGCGAUCAAAACUUAUGGAGUGCUUUAGAAGAGGUGCAGCUGAAGGGGGCGGUGGGGGACCUCCCGGGCCAGUUGGACGCCCAGUUGGCCGAAGGGGGCGCUAAUCUGAGUGUAGGUCAGCGGCAAUUGGUAUGUCUGGCGCGGGCUAUACAUUCUCCAAAAUACUUGCCUGAUAAUAAUUUAUUCAAAAUAGUUGACACUUUCAGUAAUUGUGUCUGGAUUUUAAUAGCAAUGGCGUUUACCAUGAAGGGCAAUACGAAGAUUGGCAUGCACUUGAUCCAAAUUAUAAGCCAUAGGUGGCUUACCAGAUAUAUUUAUUAA
This is a messenger RNA of Medioppia subpectinata, 1884 nucleotides long. Lineage: Eukaryota; Metazoa; Arthropoda; Arachnida; Sarcoptiformes; Oppiidae. The record is from the annotation of a GenBank genome assembly.